Molecule: messenger RNA, 1128 nt
Organism: Henningerozyma blattae CBS 6284
Lineage: Eukaryota; Fungi; Ascomycota; Saccharomycetes; Saccharomycetales; Saccharomycetaceae
Gene: CNS1
Product: HSP70/90 family co-chaperone CNS1
Exons: 1
Coding region: 1-1128 (375 amino acids)
Biological process (GO): protein folding
Molecular function (GO): Hsp90 protein binding
Source: RefSeq, a predicted model, not a curated record
AUGGAAGCACCUAAGAAAUAUGUCCCUGGGCCAAAUGAUCCAGAAUUACCACCACAAUUAUCAGAAUUUAAAGAUAAAUCUGCAGAUGAAAUAUUUGAAGAAUUAAAUAGAAUGCCAUUUUUCAUGACACAAUUAGAUGAAACUGAUGGUGAAGGUGGUGUUAAUGAUAAUUUAGAAGCUUUGAAAGCAUUAGCCUAUGAAGGUGAACCUCAUGAAAUUGCCGGUAACUUUAAGAAUCGUGGGAAUGAAUUUUAUAAAUUAAAACAAUACCGGGAUGCAAGAGAAGUUUAUACAAAAGGUAUUGAUGUUAAAUGUGAUGAUGAUAAAAUCAAUGAAUCACUUUAUGCUAAUCGUGCAGCUUGUGAAUUAGAAUUGAAAAAUUUUAGAAAAUGUAUUGAGGAUUGUAAAAAAGCUUUAAGUUUUAAUGUUAAAAAUAUUAAAUGUUAUUAUAGAAUGGGUAAAGCAUUUUUAAGCGUGGAUAGAUUUGAUGAAUCUAAAGAAUCAAUCGAAUUUGGUUUGAAAAUUGAUUCUGAAAAUAAAUCUCUCAAGAAUCUACUACAAGCUAUCGAAAAAAGACAAUUAGAAAUUCAAAGACGUAAAGAUAUGGAAAUGAAGAUAAAACUUGAAAAAGAAGGUAAAAAAGUUAUCCUGGAGAAUGCUAUGAAAUUAAGAAACAUUACUAUGAUUGGAACUUCUAACCCAGUAGAUUUGUUGAAAGAAGGUAAAUUGAAAUUAGAAGAUCCAUUAGAUUUUGAAUCUCAACUUAUUUUCCCAGCAUUAAUCAUGUAUCCAACUUUAGAUGAAUUUGAUUUUGUUGCAGAAGUAGGUGAAUUGACCACUGUUGGUGAAUUAUUAGAUGUAAUAUUCGAUAGACCACAACAAUGGUUUGAAAUAAAGGGUCAUGAUGUUUUUCAAAAUAAGAACAAAGUAUUAGCUUAUAUGGAAACACAAUCUGGUGGUUUAGUUAAAAUUGGUAGAAAAAAUUCAUUUCAUGAAAUAUUUAAAAUGGAAAAACUAGUUAUUCCAAUGUUUGAUAAUUCAUUAAAAAUAUUUUUCGUACCAAAAUCAGAAAGUGAAGCUUGGCUAGCCAAAUGGGAUAAGACCAAAGCUAUUGAAAGAAGAUUAUAA